Molecule: messenger RNA, 1038 nt
Organism: Saimiri boliviensis boliviensis (Bolivian squirrel monkey)
Lineage: Eukaryota; Metazoa; Chordata; Mammalia; Primates; Cebidae
Gene: EMC4
Product: ER membrane protein complex subunit 4
Source: RefSeq, a predicted model, not a curated record
GCGCCGGAAGUGCAUUUACGGAGUGAGACAAAGGAGAGAACGCAGGUGGGCCUGCUGCGGAGUACGCUUUUGAGUGAGAAGCAUCGGGGCUGCAUAGGACGCAGCUGUUGCCAUGACGGCCCAGGGGGGCCUGGUGGCUAACCGAGGCCGGCGCUUCAAGUGGGCCAUUGAGCUAAGCGGGCCUGGAGGAGGCAGCAGGGGUCGAAGUGACCGGGGCAGUGGCCAGGGAGACUCACUCUACCCUGUCGGUUACUUGGACAAGCAAGUGCCUGAUACCAGCGUGCAAGAGACAGACCGGAUCCUGGUGGAGAAGGUACAGAGCGCUGUUGGGACAUCGCCUUGGGUCCCCUUAAACAGAUUCCCAUGAACCUCUUCAUCAUGUACAUGGCAGGCAAUACUAUCUCCAUCUUUCCUACUAUGAUGGUGUGUAUGAUGGCCUGGAGACCCAUUCAGGCACUUAUGGCCAUUUCAGCCACUUUCAAGAUGCUAGAGAGUUCAAGCCAGAAGUUUCUUCAGGGUUUGGUGUAUCUCAUUGGGAACCUGAUGGGUUUGGCACUGGCUGUUUAUAAGUGCCAGUCCAUGGGACUGUUGCCUACACAUGCAUCAGAUUGGUUAGCUUUCAUUGAACCCCCUGAGAGAAUGGAGUUCAGUGGUGGAGGACUGCUUUUGUGAACCUGAGAAAGCAGCACCUGCUGCCUAUGUAUUUGGGUCUUUACAUCCUUCUUUAAGCUCAGUGGCUCCUCAGCAUACUCUUAAAAUCAUCACUCAUGUUAAAAAGAACCACAAAGCUCUUUUCUCCAUGGUGGGGUGACAGGUCCUAGAAGGACAAUGUGCACAUUAUUAUAAACACAAAUAAACUAUACCACAACCCCUGACUGAAAAUAAUGUAGAAAACUUUAUUUCUGUUUCCAGUACAGAGCAAAACAACAAAUAAAAUCAUAACUCUAUGUAAACAAGAGAAUAACUGCUGCUAAAUCAAGAAGUGUAGCAGCAUAUCCUUUCAAUAAAUUAAAUGGUUGAGAACAAUGCAUAAAAAAA